UCAGUCUCUUUCUUUGUUUUGCCCCUCACUUUCUGCAAUCAUCUGUUCCCUUCUCUUUGUUUCUUUCUUUCGAUUGUGCGCCUUGGCCCUGGCCCUAGGAAAAUUCUUGCGCCCGGACCCUGCUUCAAUUGUGCUCUGACUCAAUUUUCCCUAUCCACUGUUUGCAUCGCUCAACUUAAGCUGUGGUUCACAAGAUCGUCUCGAGCGCUCGAGCUCCCGAGGUCUCCCCACCUUUUGUGUGCGAUUUCCUGGACUCAAAUUGAUCGGAUUCGCCCUCUCUCACUAUCGAAAUAACUAUCAACAUCAUCCAGAACUGCGGUCACGCUUGUUCUGGUUUUUUUCUUUCUUGGAAAGGUGUGUGCAGGAUGAGCCCUGGAGCGCGUUAUCGCACCAUGUCUCCGAGUAGUUCGCGCAUGGUUGACCCCAUGCGUGCCUCCACCGGAACGGUCCCGCUCAGCUCCCCCUACGACCCUUACGACCUCUCAGCCGUCCGUCAGGGGCUUCCGGCGUCUUAUACGUCUUCCCCGGUUCAUGAACCCCGGUACCUGCGGGAACCGCGAUUGGAGGCCCAGCGGAUUUCAUCCAAGUCCUAUCGAGACUCGGAUCAUGGCACAAAAGUGAGGACUGAGUACGCUAUCCGUUCUCGGCCGCGGAGCAGCACGACCUCGGUGGCAGAUGGACGACCAGAGAAUCUUCAUCCCAGAGCCUCCCCGGUAAUCACGGCAGGCUAUGGUCGGACCCCAAGUCCUCUUCCGAACCACGAACGGUACCUGGUGCCCGCGUCUACGAGUCGGCAUCAAAGGCACUACCACCUUGCGCCUACGGAUUAUUCCAGUGAUACCGGGCGGCUGGAUCCCAAUGCGCGAGCUGGGAGGUCGCGGACGGCCCACGGCGCCUACCGGGGCUACGAACAUAAUGACCGGUGGCGAUACCCGCCCAUGGGAAAACUUCGCAAGGGCGAAGACAUUGACGAUUACGAGUCCUACACCUACACCAAUCCUCGCGAGCAGUUUGAGAAAGAUUCGGCGGCGAGGUUGCGCUCCGACCGGGGCGGUUACCGCCGCGAUAGACCACUGAGUCUGACGGGGAUUGACGAUUCCCAAUGGACGCAGCGCAAAGAGCCCCGAGCGCUGGGCCCCCCUCCGUCCCAGAGGGGGUUCGAAAGGCUCGAUCCGGACCGUCGUCUCACCUACACGUCCGGCGACAGCGACGCUGAUCUCACCAGCGCACGGCGACGACGACCGCCUGUCGCUUUGCACCAGGACCCCGACGAAGUAUACGACUCCUACCGGGACGACCGUGAGGAGGACCAUCAUCGACGCCACCGGCGACGACCCCAGCGACCCGAUGAGGUGGGCAGUCGGCCCUCUCACGGAGACGACCGCUCGCCACGGACGCCCGCUACAAAAGACUUGGUUCUUUCGGGGGGCGCACCCGGUCUGGGGACGGCGGGUCUGGCGAGUGGGUACUCGGGGGACUAUGAGCUGUCGCCCCGCCCCGACCGGCCGCACCCAGACGACCACGACGGCCGUCCGCGUCAUGGCCGGUCGCGCCGACCGUCCCGACGCCGGGCUGGGAGUGACUCUGACGCGUAUAGUUCCGACGAGGACCUCAAGAACUACCGUCGAGAACCGCCCGCCCCGCGCAAACUGCCGAGCCCCAACGGAUCGCCCAGCGGCAGUGACCGGUCCUUGGGGAUUGAACCACGUCGACACCGGACGCACUCGCGGCGACGGACCGGAGACGUGUCUAGUCCGCGGCAAUCCGGCAGGCUCAGCAGGAUCGAGUCGCCCCCAACCAAGGACAUAAUGGACACGCCGCCCAAAGGGAUUCUGAAGCGCCCCAAGGCCAGAUUCCCCGAAGAUCCCAAUCCAGUGCGGGAGGGCGUCGCCCCGCUCAAAGACGCGCACAGCAAAGGCAUCCCGCCGGGAGCCCGGUGGACCAAGAUCGAUCGACGACUGGUCAACCCAGCGGCGUUAGAAGCCGGUCACGAGCGGUUCGAAGAACGGAGCGAGUACGUGAUUGUCCUGCGGGUGCUAAGCAAGGAGGAGAUCCAAGCGUACGCGCUCAAGACGCAAGAGAUCCGAGAUGAGCGCUACCAAGAGUAUGUAAACGAACGCCGGCGCCGACGCGAAGAAGACCGACGACACGGUCGCAUCACAGACGACUUCUCCAGCGGCGACGAGGAAGACGACGACGAGGCGCCUCUGGCCAUUGAGGGAACGUCUGACUCCAAGUCCGCGAGGGUGUCGAAACCGAUGACUGAGCCGGCAAAAGCGGCUGCAUAAUUUUUUUUCCCCUAUUUUCUUUUUAUUCAAUAUAUCCUCUUUUUCCCUUUUUGGCCAACCUCAGCAAGCAAUGCUGGUGAUCAUGUGGCGGGCGAAGAUCAAUCGCAUGGAUGCACAGCGCGUACGGAGUACGCAUCUGCUGUCUCUGGGCG
Molecule: messenger RNA, 2440 nt
Organism: Aspergillus campestris IBT 28561
Lineage: Eukaryota; Fungi; Ascomycota; Eurotiomycetes; Eurotiales; Aspergillaceae
Exons: 2
Coding region: 366-2288 (640 amino acids)
Source: RefSeq, a predicted model, not a curated record